AUGAGAAGAGGGCAUUCUUCUGGGAAUUACAGAAACCCAUGUUUGACUAUGCACCAGCCAUGGGCUUCGUUGCUGGUUUAUGGUAUCAAGCGCAUCGAAGGCCGGACAUGGGCCGCUCCUAUUAGAGGGUGUGUUGAAGUGGUUGGAUGUGUUAGACGUGAAGAACUAGCAUGCUGGGAGAUGGUACCGGAAGGGGUGAGGCUAGAAGCACAAACUGAUUUAUGUUGGCUUUGCGAGCAGCCACAGAAAUUGUUAAUUCCGUUUGAGAUGCGUGGGUACCAAGGUGUUUAUAACUUGGAAAAGAAGAUAUAUGAAGCUGCUAUUAGAGGUCUUACCCCGGUUGAAGGUCCCCUUCCAGUAAAAUUUUUACUUCCAAAUCCACAAGAUCCAUUUUCGUUGAAACCAGGGUCUAUCUCUGCAAAUGUCCCAGAAACUAGAACUUCUGAACUGGAGAGAUCUUCAAGUCUCACAGCGGCCAUAGCUGGUGCACGAGCAGCAGCUACACAGUUCUCCAAGAAAGUUCAAGAUUUUGAAACAACUCCCCAAACCAAUACAGCACAAUCUGUAAGGACACUUCCAUUAAAGAGUGAAUCUUUUGAAGAGGAUACAACGCCAUCUGCUAACUUAAGUGAGACCUCUAAUAAGGGGGCAUUAACAUCAAAUAACAAGGAGAAAAUAAGUCCCAUUAAGUAUGAGGGAAUCACCAGCCUCAGUCAACCUUCUUCUGGAGGUUUGAGACCUCAUCCUGGUGCACCUUCUAAGAGCUCCAUCCAAAUGGGUGUUAGUGUUUCAUAUUUGUUGUUGGUGGUGGUGAGUUUAUUAGUGUUGUUGAUUAAUGCGGGAGUGGGACUCCCAGUAGCAGGAUCAGGUUUUAAAGAGAGGGUGAAGGCCUCUGAUUCUGAAGCUGAAGCAGAAGCCGAAGCAACAGCAGCUUCUUCUAUGAUACCCAAUCGCUUUCGAUCUCCGCCGCCGCCACCUCUAUAUAGUCGUACUCAUGGCCAUUACGCCUUAAUACCUCCUCCUCCUCCAGAGACGCCAAUGUUGCCACCACUGCAGCCAUCUCCGUCAUCAAACUCAUCAGCACCACCGGUGUCGCUGCCAUUUCAGUCACCAUCACUGCCAUCACCACCACCACCGUCACCUCCGUCACCAUUGGCAUCUCCAUCACUACCACUACAGCUGUCACCACCAUCGUCAUAG
Prunus armeniaca (apricot) is the source of this 1200-nucleotide messenger RNA. Lineage: Eukaryota; Viridiplantae; Streptophyta; Magnoliopsida; Rosales; Rosaceae. The record is from the annotation of a GenBank genome assembly.